This is a messenger RNA of Bacidia gigantensis, 636 nucleotides long. RefSeq lists its product as uncharacterized. The record is from RefSeq and is a predicted model, not a curated record. Gene Ontology annotation, cellular component: cytosol. The transcript has 2 exons. The coding region runs from base 1 to 636 and encodes 211 amino acids. Lineage: Eukaryota; Fungi; Ascomycota; Lecanoromycetes; Lecanorales; Ramalinaceae. Gene Ontology annotation, molecular function: tRNA-guanosine(34) queuine transglycosylase activity.
AUGCCAGUCGCAACACAGGCAUCGCUCAAAGGGUUGACACCACAUCAGCUUGCAAGAACGGGGUGCAAUCUUUGCCUGAACAAUACCUACCAUCUGGGACUUAAGCCUGGCCAGGAGACACUGGAUAAGAUUGGCGGAGCGCACAAGCUACAAGGAUGGUCUGGGAACAUCUUGACGGACAGCGGUGGCUUCCAGAUGGUCUCUCUGCUCAAGCUAGCGCAAGUGACAGAAGAAGGUGUGCGCUUUCUGUCACCGCACGAUGGCACCCCUAUGCUGCUCACUCCUGAGCAUUCCAUCUCCCUACAAAAUAGCAUCAGGUCAGACAUAAUCAUGCAGCUCGACGACGUCAUUGCCACCACGUCGGCUGAUGGGGCACGCAUGGAGGAAGCAAUGGAACGUUCAGUGCGUUGGCUCGAUCGCUGCAUUGCGGCACAUCGAAAGCCGGAGAGCCAAAACCUCUUCUGCAUCAUCCAAGGAGGUCUGGACCUAGAAAUGAGACGCAAGUGUUGCGAAGAGAUGAUCAAGAGAGAUACGCCAGGCAUUGCAAUCGGCGGUCUGUCUGGUGGCGAAGCUAAAGAUGCAUUUUGCAAAGUGUACUCACACCGCUUUUCACGUUUCGCUGCCCUGCAGAUGUAG